AUGGCGUCGCCUUUCAUAAGGCCGCCUCGCCUCAAGGAGAUUUUACAAACCUUAGUCUCACUCAAACUGCAUCAGAAGCUCAGCAGCUACUCAGCAGGUCGCCUUCGGCUCCACUGCGUGGUGAUGGCGACCGGUGGGGCUCCGCCGGCCAGUGACUCGAGCCUCCGACCCGGGGAAGGAAAAAAGAAAAAGAAGAAGAAAAGGAAAAUCUGGAACACAUACCGCUCGCCAUCGCCGUCACUGGUUAGCUGCCGGAAUAUUGUCGCCGUCGCCGGUGGAACAGAAGGCACAUGGGUCAACGGUAUGACCAUUGUCGCUCGCCUCACGCCAUUUCCGCUGCUGAUGACAACAACUUUAGUAAUGCUCAUGGUGCAAGUCGCUCGCUGGAGUUUUUCCCCAACCACGGUCCACAGUCGCUCUCCAGCUGCAAACCUCGCCGAAUUCAAAGAUCUAAAUGAUGUUACUCAGUCGUCGCCCACCAUCACGAACACCGCCGCCGUGCUGGACUCCGUGCAGAACCUUCGAUGGUCGCCACUGUCCAUUGAUCGAAGCCAGAACCCUUUUGAUCUUCGCUCCUUUGCCGUCAACCAUUGCAUCUUCUUAGUAUUGAGAGAAUCUAGAGUUGUUCAGUCAGCUCGGGUAGGCCAGUCCAGGAGAGCUCCAGUCUGUCCAGAAGUAAGUAACCUAGUCAAGGAGCUUGUAUUCGAGCUCAAGGUCAUAAGACCUGAGAUCAGGUUCAACCUCCGGAGGAGGUCAGGUUCGACCUCGGCUAAGUCGCAACAAGCAAGUCAGGAGGUCGUGGUUACGCCUGGAGACCUAAGGGCUUCAGAUUCUUCCAUUUCAGUCAGUGAGUCUCUCUUAUCAUCAAGGGUUGUUCCCCACCAAAAAGAAGCAGCCAAGGCCUCAAGCUUCUUGAUUAACCCUGCAGGAAACUUAUGUGAGCUAUAUGCUCAUAUUAGCUUUAUGGAAGUUAAGCUGAGGGAGAGAGACGAUCAUCGCCCACUCUCUAUCCAGCACGUCAUGGAUGCCGUGCCGGAAUGCAAAAACAAGAAAACUAUGCGUACCGUCAUCGGCCCGCAGCUCAACGGUAAGAUAAUGGAGGUUUUGAUGGAUGAGGGUGUUGCUUUCGAAGAGGAUUACCAAACUAAAGGCAGGUGGAAUCCUCGUAACCAAGAGAAGUUUCUGCUGAGGCGACGACGCGAGAAUUUGAGCGUUGUGAAGAAGUUGUUCGGUUAUAACAUAGACAGACAACCUUCGGCAUCGGGCGAGGCAUUCAAUUUCGCUGAGUCGCUCAGACAUGAGCUGCAGAGAACGCUGUUGGUUGCUAGACGUGGUGGUGGGCGAGGACGUGGACGUGGAUGUGGUGGUGGGCGAGGCUAUGGAACACACGAAGGGAUGGAAUACUUUGAAAUUAUGAGCUCAUGGGGAGGCGGUUGGUCGGACAAUGGUUUUGGGAGGAUUGUAGCAGAUGACAUUCUUGAAGCAUAUGACUAUGAGGUGGCAGUCGAGACCGAGUUCGAGGUCGAUGUCGCGCUUGAGGACGGUGUCGAGGUCGCGCUCGACAGUGAGGUCCAGGUCGAGGUCGAGUAG
Molecule: messenger RNA, 1590 nt
Organism: Striga asiatica
Lineage: Eukaryota; Viridiplantae; Streptophyta; Magnoliopsida; Lamiales; Orobanchaceae
Source: the annotation of a GenBank genome assembly